CUGGCAGUCUCAUUCUCAACGCAAUCCCCCCCGCGCUCUAUCCUUGUCUGGUUAAAUUCAGGUCAAUCUUUUUUCUCUUCGACUUUUUUUUCCCUCCUCACUUACACAUUGUAACCAGAGAACAGGAAAGAUCCCAGAACACUAACCAGGUAGUCAAACAGCAACAGAAAACACACCGCAACCAUGGGAUAUCCAGAUACUUUCGAAGGUUUCAUGAUCUCGGAUCAGAAGAAAUGGACCGAGUUCAAGAAACAAGAGUUCAAACCCAAGAAGUUCGGUGACCAUGAUAUCGACAUCAAGAUCGAGUGCUGCGGUGUCUGUGGCUCCGACGUCCACAGCAUCAAUGGCGGCUGGGGCGAGGUACCACUGCCCAUCUGCGUCGGCCACGAGGUCGUCGGUCAUGCCGUCAAAGUCGGGUCCGAAGUGAAAACAGUAAAAGUCGGAGAUCGUGUGGGUGUAGGUGCUCAGAUCUGGGCUUGUCUCAAGUGCCCUCAAUGCAAGAGUGACAACGAGAACUACUGCCCUCAUAUGGUCGACACGUACGGCGCUCCAUACCCGAAGGAGGCCGACCCAGAUGAGACCAUCUCGCAGGGCGGGUACGCUUCCCACAUUCGGGCUCACGAAUACUUCACCUUCCCCAUCCCAGACGAGAUUCCUUCCCACCUCGCAGCUCCGAUGCUGUGCGCCGGCUUGACCACAUAUUCGCCGCUGGUGCGGGCGGGAGUUGGACCGGGCAAAAAGGUGGCUGUGGUAGGCCUGGGAGGUCUCGGACACUUCGGUGUCAUCUGGGCCAAUGCCCUGGGUGCGGAGGUCUCGGUGAUCUCUCACUCUCCCAGCAAGAAAGAGGAUGCUCUCAAGCUGGGCGCAAAGGAGUUUAUCACCAACGACAAGGAGGGUUGGGAGAAGCCAUACGCCUUUGCUUUUGACUUCAUCCUGAACACCGCCGACAUGACUCACACCUUUGACAUUUCCCAAUACCUGUCCAUGUGUAAGGUCAACGCACCCUUCCACCAGGUCGGUCUGCCGGAUGAGGCGCUGCCAGCCAUUAAGCCACAGAUGUUCAUGAGCAAUGGCAGUUCCAUUGGCGCAAGCCACAUUGGCAACAGACCCGAGUGCUUGGCUAUGCUUAAGCUGGCUGCAGAGAAGAAGCUACAGCCCAUGGUGGAGACCGUUUCGAUCUCGGAAGAAGGUUGCAAGGAAGCUGUAACAAGGGUCAAGGACAACAAGAUCCGAUACCGAUUCACCCUGACUGAUUACGACAAGGCUUUCGGCGCGCGGAACUGAAGGCUCAUAGAAGCUGAAGGUGUCGAGCCACAAGCUAGGUUGUCAGUAUGUCCAAAACAUGAAUGGAGAUGAGACCUUGACGUGUGGACAGGGUCUUAGAAAGAUCCGGGAAUGUUUAGAGAAGGACCCGAUUACCUUAACAUACAUCCUGAUAGCUGGCAGUACUCUGCAUGAAAAGUACCCGGUCAAGAUGCAUGCGAAUGAAAAUAGGCGCCUGUUGUGAUACGAUCUGACCUGUCAAAAGCGGAGCGUUGUGCACUUUUGUCCUGAAACAUGAUAUCUUCGACUCGCUGCAGGGAUGUUCCAGACAAAGUACAUACCAUAGUACGACUUCCACUCCCAGUUGACGAAUGGCAUUCGGGUUGCAGAACGGCGUGUCAG
Messenger RNA from Exophiala xenobiotica, 1665 nucleotides. RefSeq lists its product as uncharacterized. Gene Ontology annotation, molecular function: zinc ion binding; alcohol dehydrogenase (NADP+) activity. NCBI's taxonomy places the organism in Eukaryota, Fungi, Ascomycota, Eurotiomycetes, Chaetothyriales, Herpotrichiellaceae. Gene Ontology annotation, biological process: alcohol metabolic process. The record is from RefSeq and is a predicted model, not a curated record. The transcript is spliced from 2 exons. Bases 184 to 1284 code for a protein of 366 amino acids.